Molecule: messenger RNA, 1980 nt
Organism: Schizophyllum commune H4-8
Lineage: Eukaryota; Fungi; Basidiomycota; Agaricomycetes; Agaricales; Schizophyllaceae
Exons: 12
Source: RefSeq, a predicted model, not a curated record
CCAUGAGAGUUGUCUGGGCGCUGCUCGGGCUCGCCGCUGCGGUGACCGUUUCCGCCGACGUUCUCGCUGAUUUCCAGGUCUCCGAGCCCCCUCCGCUCCCUGUUGGCGUCCAGGAGUGCACAAUCACUGUCCUUCAACGAGACUUUGCGAAUAGCUACGGCGAUGCGGAGGUAGUUCAACUUGAGCCUCCAACGGAAUGCGGAGAUCCAGGUUCAUGGUCGGCGGUCUCUUUGAACCUCACCGUGACCUCGAACGGUACGCAGUACGAUCGCCUUGGUAUUUUCACCUUUCAGAAUGUCGAAAUUUGGCGCACCUCGACACCCGAGCCUACUCGCGGCGACGGCAUAAUCUGGACUUAUAUCAAGGACGUCACCCAGUAUAUUCCGCUCUUUGCCAAGCCUGGCACCUUCAUCUUGCAGCUGGACAAUAUCAUUCAGGACAACCUGGACGGCGUUUACUCGACUACAGUGACCGCCACUUACUACGCCGCGACGGGCGAGUACCCUACCGCGAAGCAAGCCGAUACAAUUCUACCUAUCAGCACCGGCGCUAACGAUACCGGUAACGACGCAUCUGUACCACCUGGGUUUUCUACAAACGUAACCAUCCCCGUUAACACCAUCAAGCUCUUCGCCGAGAUCUUUGCCUCUGGAAAUGGCCAGGAGGAAUUCUGGUACGGCAACAUCCCCAAUGCCUACCUCUCCUCCCUCCCCGACGGCCUCACCUACGGACAAGGCCCCUUCCGCGAAGUCCGCCUCCUCAUCGAUGGUAGGGUCGCCGGCGUUGCCUUUCCCUUCCCCGUCAUCUUCACCGGUGGCUUCAGCCCACCCGCCUGGCGCCCCAUAAACGCCAUCAACGCUCUCGACCUCCCGCGCUACGCCAUCGACGUCACGCCGUUCGUGCCGCUCCUGACCGAUGGUGAACCGCAUAAUUAUACGCUGGACGUAGCGUCGGCGGAAGAGGACCAUGCAAUUCUGGGGAAUUGGUAUGUGUCGGGGCUGUUGCAGGUGGUAACAGGGAACUCGGAGGGGAGGACGACGGGGAAUAUGACGGUGUAUGAGGUGGGGGAGUAUGCGGAGACGGAUACGACGGGUGGGAAUACCACCGAAGGUGCAUUCGAGGUGGAGGUGGAUGCGAAGCGGAGUGUGCACAUUGAGAGUGUGUUAGUGGAUGGGGAUGGGGAAGAGACGACCGUGGUGUGGGCGCAGGACUUGGGCUACACCAGCAAGCAGACCUUCUCGGCGGACUACCUGGUGCAGCUCAUCGACCAGAGCACAACCGGCACAAUUACCUCGACGCAUAACGGAGACACUGUGGUCUCGGAUGAGUUCUCGUACCCCUUGGCCAUCAACUACACGUACGGGUCUGCGAAUUACGACAACUGGACCUUCAUCAUCGACCACAGCUACAAUCGCGCAGGUGCCCUCCAUCCAUUCAUUCUUGAGACCACCAUCGAGUCGCAGCAGUCGUCUGACUCGUUCUUCCAAACUUCGUCCUCCGGCAACUACGGCAACGCGUCGACGAACAACACUUUCAGCUACAGCGACGUCGCCGGUAAUACGUACACCCGCCGUGUCAACGUCGCGAGCAACCAGAUCAUCUUCGACGAAGAGGGCGGUAGUCUUGCUGGGAAAGAGGUCCGGCCAGAUGCAUUGACGGUCCAAGGGGAUGCGGGGUUCGAUUUCGCUGGCGCGAGGAAGUUGGGAGGGGAAAAGUGACACCACUGUUCUUGCAGUUCUUUCCUUUCCAUUGCCAGUGCGCUUCUGCCACAUAAAUAACCCAAUGAGAUAGCGGUAGUACAGUGACAUACAAUGGCCGUAUGUACUAUGCCACCUCCGUACAGAUGUACUGACUUUACCCUCAUUUGGACAUCGACCUUGAAUCUGCCUAAUUGGCCGGAAUGUGAAGGCUUCGGAACCAAGCAAUUCACGACCGCUUAGCGCUUAGCACGCCUGGAACUUGUAGGCGGACUUGCUAGGG